This is a messenger RNA of Penicillium cataractarum, 2127 nucleotides long. RefSeq lists its product as uncharacterized. The record is from RefSeq and is a predicted model, not a curated record. NCBI's taxonomy places the organism in Eukaryota, Fungi, Ascomycota, Eurotiomycetes, Eurotiales, Aspergillaceae. The coding region runs from base 1 to 2127 and encodes 708 amino acids. The transcript has a single exon.
AUGUCCGACAACAACGCCCAUCCUGGUGUUCGCAGCCUGCUGGCCAAGUUUGAGAACAGCCAGAGCCCUAUUACCUCCCCGCCGUCUCGUGGUCGAUCCCCCGUGGGCUCAGAUACCCCGGGUUCGACCAGGCCACUGUCCAAAGUCCGUGCCAGCUUCGUGACCGUGGAGGGAGCCAUCCAGUCAAGCCCGGGAUCGCCAUUGAGAAAGACAAGUGGUCGAAGUGACAGUCCUGGGAUCUUUGGGCCUAAGAUCAAUGCGGAGGAGAUCGAGUCGCGCCGUCAGAAUAAUGUGGUCUCUCCGACGCCUGGUGGUCAUGAAAAGGCCCAAACGAGCAUUCUGGAUAGGGUGGUAGGUGAAGGUGAAAACCAGAAAGCUGCCAUGGUGACGAAGGACCGGAAGAUCAGUGGCAACCGAGAGGCUUCUGCGCUCGCAGAGAGUGUGGCUCCAACGGAGGCUGCGCCGGCGAAGAAGGAAAAGCCCCCUUCAAGUGCGCCAACAACUGCAGACACGGAAGCUUCACCCGAGAAAGAGAAAGCGGCACCCAAGACAGUCACCAAGCGACCCUCCAAUGUUCACACUGCCAAACAUGCCACCACCAAGCCUAUCCCCCACACCACCGUUUCGACCUCAUCAAGAACAACCAACAAUAAUGGAAGUACGAAACCUACCUCGGCCCGUGAAGUGGCCAAGGAACGAGCCAACGCUCUUGCCCAUAAACCCAGUCGCCCUUCGCUCAACCCUGCAGCCAAGACCACCACCCGGAUGACCCGAGGUUCAACUCCAUCCGCAGAUGCUCACAAGACAUCUACCGGCAACACCAACAAACCUCGAUCCAAAUCACCCACGAGACCUGUUCGCCUGCCAAGUUCGAUGACCGCACAAACCCAAUCGUCGAAUGCCAAGCAUGGAAGCACUGGGCCUGCAACGGGACGGACCGAAAAGCCCGCGGCAACUCUCACGAGAAAGCCAUCCACACUCAAGAGUGCCGCAGCUCCUGCAGGGGCUGUCCGCCGGCAACCGUCUCGACCUUCCCUCCCGGCCCAGUCUGGCCCUGAACGUCCCAGCUCUCGGGUUAGUGACAUUGGCGCAAGACCCGUCAAUGAAGGCUUUCUCGCCCGGAUGAUGCGUCCGACUGCCAGCUCCGCUAGCAAGACCCAUGAGAAGACUGAGACUAAGGCUCCUGUUAAGCCUACAGUCUCCAAAGCUCCUCGUCCUUCAAUGGGGCGUGCUGCAGAGCGAGGUUUGACUCAGACAAAGGCAAAGCCUGCGGCUCUGAAGCCACAGAAUGAGAAGUCUCAGGCUGUCAGCAAGGAGGUCUCAUCUAAGAAGGAAGAAGUGGUUCUCCUUCAAAAGAACGAGGAGAGUGAGAAGGAGAACAUUGAGGAAGUCGCUACUGCGAUUCCUGAAGAGCCUUCAUUCACUGAGACCGACGAUGCCAUUGUUGAGGAGCCCGAGCCGGAGGUCCCUUCCGAGACUGGUGUGGAGGAUGUUGCAGAGAAGCCAGUUGAGCAAGCAAUCACGGAGGCUGAAUCUGAGGCCUCUCCAGAGCCGAUUGUGAAGCCCGCUGAGCCAACUGCCACGGAAACCGCAGUCGAGGUUUCUGAAGACCUCGUCGCCACGAAUGCCCCAGAGACAUCUUCCGCACAGGAGGAGACAACCGAGGAUGUUGAGGUCCCUGCAGAGGUUUCUGCUCAUGAGACCACGCAUGAAUCUAGUGAGCAGGAGAAUGAGCCUGAUGUGAAGGAAGUGGAAGAAGUGUCUGCCGAAACCGCCACUGAGUCGAAUGAAGAGAAGGUGUCUUUGGAGUCGCUCCCAGAACCAGAGGCGCCCAAGGAGGACGUUUCUGAGGCUAUUGACGAACCCAUCGAGCCCAUCAUCACCAAGGAUGUCACCAUCACUGAAGCAAAGGAGGCUCCUUCAGCGGAGUCCGAGCUCCCUCAGCAGACCGAGACUACCGCCUCAGAUUCUGUUGAUGAUGCACCCGAGAUCACAGAGGAUGUGAACGAAGUUCAGUCGUCCGAGAAGAUUCAGGAGCCCAAGGAGUCGAUUCCAGUCGUGGAGUCUGCAGCCCCAGCCAAGUCGGACACGGUCGACAUUGACUUUGCCAGUCUGGCUCUGAGCUAA